Molecule: messenger RNA, 2343 nt
Organism: Pocillopora verrucosa
Lineage: Eukaryota; Metazoa; Cnidaria; Anthozoa; Scleractinia; Pocilloporidae
Source: RefSeq, a predicted model, not a curated record
AUGCCUGCUGAGUCUUGUAGAGAGAUCAAAGCCAGCGAACAAGGGAUGGCGGUUAGCGGUAGAUAUUGGCUGGAGCCCCGGGAGACAAAAAUGAAAUCUAAGAACUUUCUGGUUUAUUGUGACAUGGUAUCGGUGGAUCAGGUCUGGACUCUCCUCGCUCGGUUUUCAAACAGUGACACUAAAAACUGGAUGGAUGACUCAGGAGAUUGGUGGUAUGACAGUACUCAAGCUGCAGGAGAAACCGCUGAUCCGUCGUAUAACGCAGACAUGAUCUCGCCGGCGUUCUGGCUGAUCGGUGGCAGUGGAAUUACGGAAAUACAGCAAGAAUGGCAAACACCAUUAGACCAGGAUCUUAUCUCUAUUUGCAGCAAGGGUAAUUUUUCAGAAUUAAAAGCUACCUGUGAUGUCAAUGAUACAGAAGCUGUAAUUGUAAUGGUUGUUAUCAGUGACAGUGACAGUGUAGUCAUCUCUAAAGAUUUCAUGAUUCCAAGUGUGGCAUGUUCAUCACAGGAAGACCAGGAAAACAUGAUGCUGGAAGUCACUUUGCUAAGUAGUGAGUGGAAAUCAUCAACUGAUGGGGACUUGUCAACUAUCAACCGAGAGCUGGCCAUCCAGUUAGCUAAACGCCAUAAUGUGGAUGUUAGUGUCUUGCUUCCAAAUUGCAGUGAAGUGGACAGGAGCAGUGCAGAAAGUCACAAAGUGAAGCUCAUCAAAGCAGAUAAAGUUCCUGGUUAUGACCCAGUUCUUUGCCUGUCAUUUCCUCCAAGGGACCAUACAAUGGACUGUGUCAUUGGUCAUGGAGUUCACCUUGGCCGACCAAUUGCUUCCAUCAAGAGAAAUCCAAAUUACAGUCAUUGCAAAUGGAUUCAAGUUGUUCACUCUGCACCUGAAGAAGAUGGAAAAAACAUUUCAGAAGGUAAACAGAUGCAAGAAACAGAAAUCCAACUCUGUAAAAUGGCUGAUCAAGUUAUCACAAUUGGACCCAAGCUGGCAGAAGCUUACAAGCGUUACCUUCGUCCAGUUAAACAGGAAGAAAAAGUUUUUGAACUUACUCCAAGCAUUUUCUCUGAAUUUUUGGCUGUAAAGCAAGCCCCUGAAGAAAGAAGAACAUUCUGUAUUCUUGUAAUUGGAAGUGGUGAGUACUGUGGAGAUUUCAAAGGGUACGACAUAGCUGCCAAAGCAAUUGCUGAGUUGAAAGAUGAAUCUUACAAACUCAAGUUUGUCUGUGCAGCUGGAGGAAAAGCAGAUAUUGUGGCAGAAAAGUUACUCCAUGAUGGCAUUAGUCAUAAUCAGCUUAUUGUUCGCAGCUUUGAUGAUGACAGAGAAGUGCUGGCAAACUUAUUCUGUGAAAUGGAUCUUGCAAUAAUGCCAUCCAGGACAGAAGGUUUUGGAAUAACGGCUCUGGAAGCGUUAUCUGCUGGUCUGCCUGUACUUGUCAGUGGUAAUUCAGGACUCGGAGAAGCUCUGAAGAAAGUCACUUUUGGCUCACAGAGUGUGGUAGACUCUGAAGAUCCUAAAGACUGGGCCAAAGAAAUCAAGCGUGUUCACCAGAAAGAGAGAGUCGUGCGACUUUCAGAGUCAAAUCUUCUACGUGAAAAUUACUUGGAGAAGUAUAGCUGGGAGGAGCCUUGUAGGAGUCUUGUGAUAAAGAUGAAGAACCUUGUCUUCGAAAAAGCUCCAAAUGUUUCUUUAAAGAGAAAAAAAACCGAUGGGAAUGGACAAACAAAGUAUUUCCGAAAAGAGGCUCCAAACACCUCUGUAAGGAGUAAAACAACUGAUGGGAAUGAACAAACAAAGUCUGUUCAAGAAUGUGGUGGCCAGUUGGCAGUCUACCUUGGUUUUUUAGACCCUGAUUAUGAAGACCAUCUCCUAAAGCUCAAGAUCAUGGCCAAAGAGUUAAAUGAUGAACAGGAAAAAAAAUUGAGUGACGAAUUGAUUCGUUAUGCAACUACCUACUUGAAGAACAACAAAAUGUCAUCCUGUUUUUUUUCUAUUUUGCAAGACUGUUAUAACCUUGUGAUGAAAACAUACGGCUUGGGUUGUUUAGAGAUAACAGUUCAGUGUCCGACCCUGGACAGCCUUCAACUUCUAUGGAGAGACUUUCUUUCUGGUCACCUCGACAAACUUGCAGAAGAAUACCUGGUGUCGAGCACGAUCAAGACAAAACUUGACGUGGACAUUGUUAAGUUUAAAGUGACUAUCAAAGAGGAGGACUACUUAGCAUGCAAGGCAUCAUUCUUGCAACAUUCUGCUCCAUAUGAUUCAACAGAAAAAGCACAGAGAAAUACAAAAGAAGCUUUGGCAGCAGCAGGUACAGCUGUAAAAGGAAGCAGAACAACUUGA